Aspergillus sclerotioniger CBS 115572 is the source of this 710-nucleotide messenger RNA. RefSeq lists its product as uncharacterized. Lineage: Eukaryota; Fungi; Ascomycota; Eurotiomycetes; Eurotiales; Aspergillaceae. The record is from RefSeq and is a predicted model, not a curated record. The transcript has a single exon. Bases 60 to 410 code for a protein of 116 amino acids.
UGGGAGGCCCAUGCCCCUUAGUCAUUCCCCAGCAGGCCAAACAGGCCCAAGUGAAGAGAAUGACUCGACCUCCCCGCUCUCCCCGAACUAACGCCUUUAGCUUGAGUAGCUUCGCAUCCUCCGCUGUCGCAUGGUUAACGUCCGGUGGUGGCAUGCAAGGCGCCCGUCACGGCCAGCAAUGCCUCCAACCGGGGGCUACCGACAUGCAUGUCAGCCAGUGCUCCGCUUCGCUUGGGAUGCCGGGCCAGGAAGGCGCCGUGGCCCGGCAAGCAGUUCGCCACUGGCGCAUCCAUUUCAUCCGAACAGCCUUAACCUACAGGCUGCUUAGCUUCGUGUGGAGACUAAUACCUUUGUCUGUUGACCGUUCGCUGGGAUCGCGUCGUCCCUUAUCAGGCGAUGUACAUCCAUAGUUCCUCCCCCUUUUCGAGUCAGGUCCAAUGAUUGCAGUCUGACGGAUGGACCUAGGUAAGAGAAGGCCUUCACAUGCUCGCGUCGAGAUAACCGGCCAGAAUGGAACGGUCGGGUUGUUCCCCUGAAUCCCCAAUGGACAGUGGACAGGGGACUAUAACGGGCGCGAUUAUAACAUUCCCUCCCUCCCCAGGACCUAUUCCCUAUUCCGGAAAUGGCAAUCAAUCAUCGAGGCAGAGACAACCAAACUGUCAAUCACAUUGCUGAAAGUGAUCCGUGCAUCACUAUCAUUCGAUCCCAGA